Molecule: messenger RNA, 295 nt
Organism: Paraglomus brasilianum
Lineage: Eukaryota; Fungi; Glomeromycota; Glomeromycetes; Paraglomerales; Paraglomeraceae
Source: the annotation of a GenBank genome assembly
AUGAAAGCAAAAGAAGUAAUAAAAGAAAUAAAAAACAAUGGAGUUUCAAUUGCUUCCUCCGAAGAAAAGCAAUUAAUCAAAAUUCAAGGGACUUUAACUUCUUCUCUCCAACUCAGAGGCGAAAACAUUCAGGAACCCUACUAUUAUGCGUUUAUUAAGUUAAAAGGACAAAAGGUUGAUCUACCCACUAUUUUCAAAAUCAAAGAUGACCAAGGAGAACUGACUAAACCCAAUUUAAAAAAAUCUGAUGAAGUGGAGUUAAUAGGCAAUUACUCUAAUUCUCAGCAGAAUGUCC